AUGGGCGCCUAUCUCUAUGGGCGCCUAUCUCUAUGGGCGCCUAUCUCUAUGGGCGCCUAUCUCUAUGGGCGCCUAUCUCUAUGGGCGCCUAUCCCUAUGGGUGCCUAUCUCUUUGGGCGCCUAUCUCUAUGGGCGCCUAUCUCUAUGGGCGCCUAUCCCUAUGGGUGCCUAUCUCUGCGCCUAUCUCUUUGGGCGCCAAUCUCUAUGGGCGCCUAUCUCUAUGUGCGCCUAUCUCUAGGGGCGCCUAUCUCUAUAGGCGCCUAUCUCUAUGGGCGCCUAUCUCUAGGGGCGCCUAUCUCUAUGGGCGGGCGCCUAUCUCUAGGGGCGCCUAUCUCUAUGGGCGCCUAUCUCUAUGGGCGCCUAUCUCUAGGGGCGCCUAUCUCUACGGGCGCCUAUCUCUAUGGGCGCCUAUCUCUAGGGGCCCCUAUCUCUAGUGGCGCCUAUCUCUAUGGGCCCCUAUCUCUAGGGGCGCCUAUCUCUAUUGGCGCACAUCUCUAUGGGCGCCUAUCUCUAUGGGCGCCUAUCUCUAUGGGUGCCUGUCUCUUUGGGCGCCUAUCUCUAUGGGCGCCUAUCUCUAGGGGUGCCUAUCUCUAG
Molecule: messenger RNA, 594 nt
Organism: Closterium sp. NIES-65
Lineage: Eukaryota; Viridiplantae; Streptophyta; Zygnematophyceae; Desmidiales; Closteriaceae
Source: the annotation of a GenBank genome assembly